AUGGCUUCCUACAUUCCCAUUGCGCAUACUGCGAGCAUCCAAGCAUAUACGUAUUGGGACUCUCCUAACCCCGUUUCCUUCCCUGGGCAAAACAGCACAGAGCCAUGGAUUUUCAACCCAACCACAUUUACCUUGAUCACUACGCCAAACGAAGCAGUGUUGGUUGAUACUCCGACGGUGAAAUCUCGAGCCGAGCCGGUUGCAGCGUGGAUAGCUGAGAUUAUUCAACACCGAACUCUGAGCACUAUUUACAUCACUCACGGCCACGGCGAUCACUUUUUUGGUGCUGGGAUCAUCCAAGAACAGUUUCCAGACGCUGUCAUCCGUGCUACCAACGGCACAUACACUCACAUGCUGGAACAACUUACUCCAGAACUCUGGGACGGUCUCUGGGUCCCAACGUUUCCUGAGCUGGGACAGGCUGGGCCUCCAGACCUGCAGGUGGAAGUCUUGCCUGCGGGCGCAGAACACUUUACGCUGGACGGUCACGAAUUCCGUGCUGUCGAGGUUGCCGGAGGCGAUACGGCGUCUUCCACGGUUCUCCACGUGCCGGACUUGAGUCUUGUUGUUGGAGGAGACGUUGUUUACGGCAACAUUUACCAGUAUCUUGCCGAAAACACGACACCGCAGCUCCGCCAGGGCUGGAUUAAAGCUCUUGACCAGAUUGCCGCCCUCAAGCCCAGACUUGUGGUGCCAAGUCACCGUCAAUUCACUGACGGCUUCGGACUGGAACACUUGAGUGCCACGCAGGAAUAUAUUCGCACCUGGUCAAAGUUGGACGCGGUGACAAAGACUUGGCAGGAACUGGAAGCGGCUGUGACAAAGGCAUACCCGAAGAGAAUUGGAAACUUUAUCCUUCGCCUCUCUGAGCUGGUGUCCAAGGGUGAUGUGCAGCUCCCAUAA
Trichoderma atroviride IMI 206040 is the source of this 903-nucleotide messenger RNA. RefSeq lists its product as uncharacterized. Lineage: Eukaryota; Fungi; Ascomycota; Sordariomycetes; Hypocreales; Hypocreaceae. The record is from RefSeq and is a predicted model, not a curated record.